This is a messenger RNA of Lactuca virosa, 2589 nucleotides long. The record is from the annotation of a GenBank genome assembly. NCBI's taxonomy places the organism in Eukaryota, Viridiplantae, Streptophyta, Magnoliopsida, Asterales, Asteraceae.
ACGGUAGGUAGUAAAGAAAAAGGGAAGAAGCCCAAAUAUAUAAUUACUGCGAAUGAAUGAUUUAUGGUGAUGAACUGUCAUAUACCCCUGUAUUGGGAGAGAAUUAGUGUCUUACAGAGGAGAAGAAAACAUGAUGCUAUCAGACGCUAUGGAAGACGAAGACAAAUGGCUAGCAGAAGGGGUCGCUGGAAUUCAACACAACGCUUACUACAUGCAUCGCGCCUUGGAUUCUAACAAUCUCAGAGAAGCCCUAAAAUACUCGGCACAGUUGUUGUCCGAGCUUCGGACUUCGAGAUUAUCUCCUCACAAAUACUACGAGCUCUAUAUGAGAGCAUUUGAUGAGUUGAGAAAGUUGGAAGUGUUCUUUAAGGAAGAAGAGAGACAUGGCUGUUCAGUAGUGGACCUGUAUGAACUUGUCCAACAUGCUGGAAACAUUUUACCUAGACUGUAUCUCCUAUGUACAGUAGGAUCUGUCUACAUAAAAUCAAAAGAAGCUCCUGCUAAAGAUGUUCUUAAAGACCUUGUUGAAAUGUGUCGUGGGGUCCAGCAUCCCAUACGUGGACUCUUCCUUAGAAGUUACCUUGCACAAAUCAGUAGAGAUAAGCUCCCAGACAUUGGCUCUGAAUAUGAAGGAGAUGGUGAUACUGUGAUGGAUGCUGUUGAAUUUGUGCUACAAAACUUUUCAGAAAUGAACAAGCUUUGGGUUCGGAUGGAAGUUCAGGGACCCACAAGGGUGAGAGACAAAAUGGAAAAGGAGAGGAAUGAGCUGCGUGAUCUUGUUGGGAAAAAUCUUCAUGUCCUUAGUCAGAUAGAAGGUAUUGACCUUGAUUUGUACAAAGAAACUGUUCUUCCUAGAGUCUUGGAGCAGGUUGUGAACUGUAAGGAUGAGCUGGCACAAUAUUAUCUUAUGGACUGCUUGAUUCAGGUCUUUCCAGAUGAGUAUCACUUACAGACUCUUGAAACCCUUUUAGGAGCUUGCCCUCAACUUCAGCCUACAGUUGACAUCAAGACAGUGUUAUCCCAACUUAUGGAGAGAUUAUCAAGUUAUGCUGCUUCUAGUCCAGAAGUGUUACCAGAGUUUCUCCAAGUAGAAGCUUUUUCAAAAUUAAGCAGUGCUAUUGGAAAGGUUAUUGAAACUCAAGGUGAUAUGCCAAUUGUUGGAGCCAUUACUUUAUAUGUUUCUCUUCUCACAUUCACUCUUCGUGUUCAUCCUGAUCGACUUGAUUAUGUGGAUCAAGUCCUGGGAUCAUGUGUGAAGAAACUUUCCAACAAACCAAAGCUUGAAGAUAGUAGAGCUACAAAACAAGUUGUUGCACUUUUGAGUGCACCAUUGGAAAAAUACAGUGAUAUUGUUACUUCUUUAACAUUAUCUAAUUAUCCUCGAGUUAUGGAUCACCUUGAUAAUGAAACUAAUAAAAUCAUGGCUAUGGUUAUUAUCCAAAGUAUAAUGACAAAUCAUGCUUACGUGUCCUCUGCUGACAAGGUUGAUGUUCUUUUUGAAUUAAUCAAGGCCUUAUUAAAGAUUUGGAGGCUUGAUGAAGAGGAUUUUAAUGAGGAACAAAAUUCUGUUUCUCGAGUUAUACAUGUGCUGUAUAAUGAUGACCCAGAGGAGAUGCUGAAGAUUAUUUUAACUGUGAGAAAGCAUAUCAUGGCUGGAGGUCCAAAGCGUCUUCCUUUCACAAUUCCUCCUCUUGUUUUUUCAGCUUUAAGGUUGGUUCGUCGAUUACACAAUCAAGAUGGAGAUGUAGCUGGAGAAGAGGAUCCAGCAACACCUAAGAAAAUUUUCCAGCUCCUAAAUCAGACAAUUGAAGCACUUUCAUAUGUUCCAGCACCUGAACUGGCAUUGAGAUUGUACUUACAGUGUGCAGAGGCUGCUAAUGACUGUGAUCUGGAACCAGUUGCAUAUGAGUUUUUCACCCAAGCAUUUGUUUUAUAUGAGGAAGAAAUUGCAGAUUCCAAAGCUCAAGUAACUGCAAUUCAUCUAAUAAUUGGAACCCUUCAAAGGACACAUGUCUUUGGUGUGGAAAACAGGGACACCUUGACACAUAAAGCCACAGGGUAUUCUGCUAAACUUUUGAAAAAGCCAGAUCAGUGCAGAGCUGUGUAUGCAUGUUCACAUCUGUUUUGGGUGGAUGACCAGGAUGGAAUCAAGGAUGGAGAAAGGGUUCUCCUUUGUCUUAAACGUGCGUUAAGGAUUGCAAAUGCUGCACAGCAAAUGGCAAGUGUUGCACGUGGUAACAGUGGGCCCGUGACUCUCUUUGUUGAAAUACUCAACAAGUAUUUGUAUUAUUUUGAGAAAGGGAAUCCACAGAUAACAAGUGCUGCGAUCCAAGGGCUGAUAGAGCUGAUCAAAACCGAAAUGCAAAGUGACACAGCAACACCUGAUCAAAACUCUGAUGCUUUCUUUACUUGUACCUUAAGGUACAUACAGUUCCAGAAACAGAAAGGUGGGGCCAUGGGUGAGAAAUUUGAUACUAUUAAGCUCUGAUCAUCUUUUCUAACCCUAAUUUGUUUUCUUUUUCUUUUUAUAUUUGUAUAAUUUGACACAAAUAUAUAUAUAUAUAUAUAUUUUGUACAUUAUAAUUUGAC